UAGAAUCUGCCGGGCCGACAGAAAGAAAUACCGUGUAGUGACGUCAGAUCAGAAUUUAAAUCUUAACUCGUACUACUUUCUAAGUGGGUAACCAGGGACAAAUUACUUCUCCGGGUCGCAAUCACGGGAAACGUGAGAGCACUUUUCAUAAGGCUGUGGGGAGGAUGAAAGAUUUCACGCUGAUCGUGCCGGACACAGUGCCAGGACCAUACUAAAAAACGCCGCACAGGAUAAUAACACGGUACCCAGAAGAUGAAGUGAUUGAGAAGAAACAGUGAACACCUUCGCUCUGUGGAAAGGACAACAUGGAUCAGCCAUUUACUGUGAAUUCUCUGAAAAAGUUGGCUGCUAUGCCUGACCAUACGGACGUCUCCCUCAGCCCAGAAGAGCGAGUCCGUGCCCUCAGCAAGCUUGGGUGUAAUAUUACCGUCACUGAAGACAUCACCCCACGCCGCUACUUUAGAUCUGGGGUAGAGAUGGAGAGAAUGGCGUCGGUGUAUUUGGAAGAAGGAAAUUUGGAAAAUGCCUUUGUCCUUUAUAACAAAUUUAUAACCUUGUUUGUAGAAAAGCUUCCCGGCCACCGAGAUUACCAGCAAUGUGCAAUCCCAGAAAAGCAGGAUAUUAUGAAGAAACUGAAGGAGAUUGCAUUCCCAAGGACUGAUGAAUUGAAAAAGGACCUUUUAAAGAAAUAUAACAUAGAAUACCAAGAAUAUUUGCAAAGCAAAAACAAACACAAGGCGGAAAUUCUCAAACAACUGGAGCAUCAGAGCCUGAUCGAGGCCGAAAGGAAGCGGGUGGCUCGGAUGCGCCAGCAGCAGCUGGAGUCGGAGCAGUUCCUAUUUUUCGAAGACCAGCUCAAGAAGCAGGAAUUAGCCCGGGGUCAGGUGCGAAGCCAGGAAACGCCGGCGCUGGCGGAGCAGAUCGACGGGAGCGCUUUGUCCUGCUUGUCCGCGCCGCGGAACAGUGCCCUGCUGAAUGUGUUCGCAGACCAGCCUCCUAAGAGCGAGACGGCCCCUGAUGCCAAGCACUCUCCUCCCGUAAACCGGGCUUCCAAGCCCGCGGCCGCUCUGAGCGCCGCCGUGCACAAUUUAGUGGUCGAAGGACUGCGGUGUGUAGUUUUACCAAGAGACCUUUGCCACAGAUUUCUGCUUCUGGCAGAAUCUAACACACUCAGAGGAAUAGAAACCUGUGGAAUACUCUGUGGAAAACUGACACAUAAUGAGUUUACUAUCACCCAUGUAAUUGUGCCAAAGCAGUCUGCAGGGCCGGACUACUGUGAUGUGGAGAAUGUGGAAGAAUUAUUCAGCAUUCAGGACCAACAUGGCCUCCUCACACUGGGAUGGAUCCACACACACCCGACCCAAACUGCAUUCUUGUCCAGUGUUGAUCUUCACACUCACUGUUCCUAUCAGCUCAUGCUGCCAGAGGCUAUUGCCAUUGUUUGUUCACCAAAGCAUAAAGACACCGGCAUUUUCAGGCUCACCAACGCUGGCAUGCUCGAGGUUUCUGCUUGUAAAAAGAAGGGUUUCCAUCCACACACCAAGGACCCCAGGCUGUUCAGUAUAUGCAAACAUGUGUUGGUAAAAGACAUAAAAAUAACCAUGCUGGAUCUAAGGUGAUGUGUUCCGAAGAUUAGCACCGUCGACCCCAGACACCUACCCAUGGACGUGCGGUUGCGGAUUUUCUUAAGACGUUUCCUGAAGUGACUGAUAUUUUGUAUUUAUACAUUUUAGAUCAGAAAGUUUGAUAUUUAUUGUUCUUGCCCAUUUUGAAGUUUCCUUUUCGGGGUGCUCUGUCUCCGGAGAAGUCACAGUUGGGUUACAUCAAUAGCUAUGAAUGCACCCAGAUACUACAACCGCACCAUAAAUAAUGCUGCAAACAACAACAUGUCCGGUGUUCGUAGAGGUCUCCGCGCGUGUUUUCAGAGCUUCCCAUGCUUCGCUGUAUUUUUUUUUUUCCUCGUUCCUAUUAAAGGUCAUUCCAAACAAGAGAUGCUGAGUACCAGGGGGUCUCCCAGACAGGCCGUCUGUUUCUGCCAUGCUUUCCUGUGGUCGAAAAUGAGCAGUUUCCCCGUGUGAGAAGAAACGUGGCUGUAGACGGUAGAGCGGUCUUGCGUCCAAUGUCAAGCUCAGAAAUACGUCUGCAGCGGAUCCUAGUGGAGGAUACCAGAAUAGCGAGCUUCUACUCAGGGAAGGGUACCAGAGGGCGUGGGAUUAGCAGACGAUUCAUUAACUUGACUGAGAGGACUAAAAGCAGAGACGCUUGAGAGAAGAAUGAAAAAAGACUCAGAUGAAAGUGUACAGCUUGUUCCCGUGAAAGUUAAUACGGGUGACGGGGAGAAGAAAUGAAGUGUAGGAAAUAACUGAUCAUUCUCAGCCUGAGAGAAUAAGAAAAUAAUUUGGAAAGUGUGCUUGCAAUUAAAAGCACCUCUCUAUAUAUCAAGGCACAGGGACCUGGAAGAAAAAUACCUUUAAGCUGAAUAAGGUGACAUAAAUACAGCAUUAUGGUUUUACCGAGGCUUGGAUUGGGAUUUGUGACUGGGUAUCUAGAUAAUAAAAGCAUUUACCUGGGUCAAAAGACAGUGAUUAAAUAGAAGGAAGGGGAGGUUUGUGGAGACAGAAUGUGACUGUAUUCAGAGGUAAAACGUUUAAAGGGGCAAUUAAGGGGCGCCUGGGUGGCUCAGUCGUUAAGCGUCUUGCCUUCAGCUCGGGUCAUGGUCCCAGGGUCCUGGGAUCGAACCCCGCAUCGGGCUCCCCACUCCGCGGGAAGCCUGCUUCUCCCUCUCCCACUCCCCCUGCUUGUGUUCCCUCUCUCGCUGUGUCUCUCUCUGUCAGAUAAAUAAAUAAAAUCUUUAAAAAUAAAAAUAAAAAUAAAUAAAAUAAAAAAUAAAGGGGCAGUUAAGGAAAAAUGAGGCCACUAGAGGGCGCUAAUCCAAUCUGACUGGGGUCCUUAAGUGGAGAAGAUGCAGACGCAGAGAGAAGAAGACCCCGAGAGGACUCAGGGAAAAAGCAGCCCUCUCUACAAGGAAAGAUGCUUCCAAAGAAACCAGACCUGUCCACACCUUGAUCCCAGACCUCCAGCCUCCAGAACCGUGAGAAAAUAAAUUUCCACGUCGUUUGAACCACUCAAUCUGUGGUAUUUUAUUAUGGCAAUCCAGCAAACUCAUAAAGUACCUAAUAAAUAGUUACU
Callorhinus ursinus (northern fur seal) is the source of this 3189-nucleotide messenger RNA. RefSeq names its product STAM binding protein like 1 (gene STAMBPL1). Gene Ontology annotation, molecular function: protein binding; K63-linked deubiquitinase activity; metal-dependent deubiquitinase activity. NCBI's taxonomy places the organism in Eukaryota, Metazoa, Chordata, Mammalia, Carnivora, Otariidae. Gene Ontology annotation, cellular component: endosome; membrane. The record is from RefSeq and is a predicted model, not a curated record. Gene Ontology annotation, biological process: protein K63-linked deubiquitination.